Molecule: messenger RNA, 633 nt
Organism: Penicillium macrosclerotiorum
Lineage: Eukaryota; Fungi; Ascomycota; Eurotiomycetes; Eurotiales; Aspergillaceae
Exons: 1
Coding region: 1-633 (210 amino acids)
Source: RefSeq, a predicted model, not a curated record
AUGUCUGAUUCUUAUACCAGCUCCUCUUAUUAUUACAGCUCCACCACCAAUAAUGAUGGAAGUGCAGCAACAACUGGACACCGAUACACUACAACGUCCCUUACUGAGCCAGACGGCACUACCACCAUCCGUACGGCACGUCAGGACCUGGGCGAGCCAGCUGUUAUUGAAGAGCAUCGUUACGAUAGCACAGGGCAGGAGCAACUUGCAUUACCGGGGCCGGAGGGUAGUUUGGCGGGUGGAGUGAGACGUAUUACAGAUCUAGACGAUAACAGUUCGUCAGGGUCAUCAACCAUCAAUGCGGGCAGUGCGUAUGGUGGAUCGACGGUCCAGCUCGCGGAUGAUUAUGGAGAAGACCAAAGCUCAUACGAUCUUGGAUUGACACCACUUGGGAGUACGAUAUACGAUUCGUCAACUGGGGCCUUCGAUCAGCACUUCGAUUACGACACCGGUAGUUCAUCCCGGCAUCACCGAGAAUUACGAGACAUGGCGGGACGAAGAAUACAUAGGGAUGUUGAUGUAGACUCAUCGGGUCUGUCAUCUAUAGCGCAUCGACAUAGCCAGUAUGAUAAUCCCAGCACAGGAACCAAGCUGCAGCGGGAUGAUGACGUUGAUAUUUCGGAACUUAUGUGA